AUGGCUACAAGCGAGAUCGUGCGCACUAAAGAUGGGGUGCCGCAGUGGGAUGGCAGUGCAAACAGUUUUACCUCCUACGAGGAGGCCUGCUACCUGUAUGAAGCCGGCACGGAGAUGCACAAGAGAAGCCUGUGUGGACCGAGGUUGAUCUCGGAGCUCACAGGAGCCGCGAAGCGGAUGGUCUCCGGCCGCAGCCCGACGUGGGUGUCGAAGUAUGAUGGUGUUCGGACUCUGAUGGAGUACCUCAGGCAAUGCUUAGGCAAGCUCCAGAUACCAGAAAUGACAGAGCAUCUAUCAAGAUACUUCAAGCACUGCAAGCGUCGAGCACAAGAGUCGAUGAACGAGUACAUCACGAAGAAGGCAGAGGCCUACCUGCGAGCCGAGCAGGCUCUUCAGCGGGUGGUAGCAGGACAGAAGAAGAAGAGCAGCCCUACGGGAGUCGCAGACGGCAGCCGUAGGAGCGAGACAUGGGACUGGUACAGCAGUCGCCGAGCCAGCGCAGACAGCACCGCCGACACCGAGGCGGAUCGUGAUGAGGGCGCCGAUGACGAGACGGGCGCCCACAACACCGAGGCGGCCAGCAGCGGGGAUCGUGACUGGCAGGAUUGGUGGAGCAAUGGCACAUCUUGGUCGUGGAACUACGGCUACGGCAACUCCUAUUACUGGGGAUCGUAUGGGAGUUGGGAGCCGUACUACCGCUCCUAUGGGUGGCAAUCACAGCAAGAGAGUGAACCCGUGAUGCCGAAGGUAGAGCUGCUGCCUUCGUUUGUGCAGGGAUGGUAUUUGCUGCAGGAUGCAAACCUCAGUCAGACUGAGCGCAACCUCGUGCAGACCGCGCUCGGAGGCAGCUACGAAGUUGGGCGAGUGGCGCAGGAGUUGCGCAAUCAGUGGAGCGACAAUGAGGUGAAGCAUCGGGAUCAGAAUCGCCACUCUGGCUUCAUGGGCGAGACGCUGAGCGACAGCGAAGGCCAUGAAGGCGAGGAGCCAGACCAGGCUUGGGUUUCUCGGGAAGAUUGGGAUGAAGAGGCCAAAGUGGCCAUGGACGAUGCCGAGACCGAGGCCCACCAGGCGAUGGCGGCCAUUGCCGCGGGCAAGCGCACUUUGCGCGAAGCCCGCUACCGGCAGAACCAGGUGAGACUGGGAAGACAGUACUAUCGGAACGGGCCCAGGCAGCCUACAGGAUCUACGACAUCCGGAGCUGGACGGAGUUCCAGUGGAGGCACUGGGAAUCAGCAUGGAGACGCCAAUAUGACGUGUCUCAAAUGCGGAGGCACGGGCCAUCGGGCGGCUAACUGCAAGGACAAGGGACAAAAGGCUAUGCAAGCAGAGCAUGAACCUGAUGAACAAGCCCCCUUUGUCUGUUUCAGUGACCGAACCGUGGAGCAGUACGCCAGCUUUGCCGAGCCCGCCGAUGAUGAGAAAGCCUACAUGGGAGAGGCGGUUUUGACUACAGCUGAAGCGGUGCGUGAAGGACACGCCAUUCUGGAUGGAGGCGCAACACGAACAUUGGCCUCCGUCUAUGCGGUGGAGUGUCUCAUGAAGAAGAACCAAGGACACCACGGUCAAGAUCGAGUGAAGAGUGUGGAUGUGCAGAACACGCCCACCUUUGGCUUUGGCAACUCGAGCUCGGACCGUUGUGUGAGCACCGUGGACAUCGGCCUGACUGCCAACGGCAAGGAAGGCCAGAUGUCUAUCCACGUCCUAGACAAAGGACAAGGCCCGAUUCUCCUUUCGGUGGCCACUUUACGCCAUCUAGGAGCCUUAGUGGAUUUCAGCAACGACUUGGUCGUGUUCCGGAACUUGAGCAAGAACAAAGUGAUCAAGGUGGGAAGGUCCACCACGGGACAUCAGAUCCUCUCCCUGAAGGAUGACCUUUACAAGAACGCGACAGAAGCAGCCUGUGACAUCCCUAGCUUGCUAGAUUUUCUGCAAAAGCCAGAAUAG
This is a messenger RNA of Symbiodinium sp. CCMP2592, 1944 nucleotides long. The record is from the annotation of a GenBank genome assembly. Lineage: Eukaryota; Dinophyceae; Suessiales; Symbiodiniaceae.